This is a messenger RNA of Sugiyamaella lignohabitans, 324 nucleotides long. RefSeq names its product RnaseH domain, transposon factor. Lineage: Eukaryota; Fungi; Ascomycota; Dipodascomycetes; Dipodascales; Trichomonascaceae. The record is from RefSeq and is a predicted model, not a curated record. The transcript has a single exon. The coding region runs from base 1 to 324 and encodes 107 amino acids.
AUGGCAGACCACAAAAACCCUUUAAGAUAUUUCUUAAAUGAAUCCUCAAAGAAUGAACUCAGUAAACUGGUGCAGUUGCGAACAGCCAAAGGAGCGUUUGGAAUGUUCUUCAAGAGGUUUAAAAUCAACAACCGACCUCGUCAAUGUGAAUGUGGAGAGGAAGAAGAUGUUAAACAUCUAUUAUGUGAGUGUCCAGUCACUGAAAAUCAUCGUCAGAUCUUGCGUGACGCUUCUGCAACGCUAGAUCUUAAAGUUCCCCUUGAUUCCAAGAAGGGCUUAAAAGCGGUAUUGGCCUUUUUGGCCAAAACUCUGCGAUUACUUUAG